Molecule: messenger RNA, 2053 nt
Organism: Trematomus bernacchii (emerald rockcod)
Lineage: Eukaryota; Metazoa; Chordata; Actinopteri; Perciformes; Nototheniidae
Gene: pigs
Product: phosphatidylinositol glycan anchor biosynthesis, class S
Exons: 12
Coding region: 93-1781 (562 amino acids)
Biological process (GO): attachment of GPI anchor to protein
Cellular component (GO): GPI-anchor transamidase complex
Source: RefSeq, a predicted model, not a curated record
UAACCGCCCGUCUAGUUCUCAAUGUUGGUCACAUGACGUUUGACUGGGUGCUUCCUGAUAACAAACGCACCCUUCUCACUUCAUAGACAGACAUGGCUACCACGGAAGUGGAGCGUAGACGUGGCCAGCUGGCCUCUCUGUCCAUAGCAGCGGUGGUCAUCAUCGUGGGAGCCCCUCUGUGGUGGAGAACAACUGAAACUUACCGCGCCUGGUUGCCUGUCAGUCAGAUAAAUGAGUUGGCCAAUCUGCAGCUACAGUUGAGUGCUGAUGUGGAGGUUGUGUUUGCACGUGGAACGGUGACGCCUGAGCAGCAGAAGAAGGUCCCGCUGACAAAGACACAGGAUGAAGAACACACAGUGGAUGAGGACACAGCUUUGCGGUACAGGUAUGAGACAAAGUACCGCACAGCUAAUAUCAUGGAGGAGGAUGCACUGAACCAGUCCUCUGCUGCAGACGCAGAUCUUUCUCUGCACACCCUCAGUGAGAGCCUGUGUGGCUCUUUGGUUGUGUACGUGAUCCCAGAAUCAUCUUCACUGCUGCCUGAGGAUGUGGACGUGUAUAUUGGUCAGAGACGGACAGCCCUGCUGCGUAACGGUGCCCAGAUGAGAGUGGGAAGGACGAUAGAGCAAUUGCUGGCUCACCUGGAGCCACGGAUAAGGCAGGUGCUGAAGGUGAUGUCUUUUAGCCACACGGACAUCACCGCGGCCCUCAGCGGCAGAGUCCGUCUCAGCCCUGGCAACAAAGAGAGCAUCGCUGACAGCAUGAGGGCCUUUAAAUCCAGCCCAGGUUAUGAGAUAACCUUCAGUCUGUUGAACCCAGACCCAAAGUCACACCGGCUACACUGGGACAUAGAGGGGGCCGUGCAGACCUACAUCCAACCUCUGCUCACAAAACUGGCCCCUGUGGCCAAUUUUAGCAUUGACUCUCAGACAUUAUACUAUGCCAUGCUCGGUGUCAACCCACGAUUUGACAGCAGCCGCAACGCCUACACACUCAACUCUGACAGCCUGGCUCAUGUCAUCAACCCUGUGGAGGCUAGACUGGGCUCAAAUGCUGCAUCUUCAAACCCGGUGUUGAAUUUUCUUCUGUACGCCCCGGAUGCCCAGCAUUCCCCCCUUUACAUUCAAGACUGCCAGAAACAGAAAGUGCCUUCUAACGCGUUUCACUCUCCACGUUGGGGUGGAAUUAUGGUUUAUAAUGUUAAUAGUGUCUACGGACCAGAGGCUGUGUUCCCUGUUGACAUCAACAUCGACAUGGCCAAAGUCAUGGGAGUCUUCCUUGCACAGCUGAGACUGUUGCUGGGUGUGCAGUCGUCUACCGCUCCGCCUGGCUUCCUGGUGGCUCCGUGCAGCAGCACAGGUCUAGCUGAUUGGGAGCUGGACCGCCUCAUGUGGAGUCGGAGUGUGGAAAAUGUGGCGACAGCAGCCACCACCAUCACCUCACUGGCACAGCUCCUGGACCAGAUAGGCAACAUUGUUAUCAAUGACAACAUUGCUGAACAGGUGUCGAGUGCCGUCACGUCUCUGCAGCUGGCUGUGGCUGAGCUGGAGGCCGGGAACCUGGGCUUUGCUCUGCAGUACAGUAAAGAGGCCAUCUUGGCAUCAGAGCGGGCAUUCUUUGAUCCGUCGCUGCUCCACCUCCUCUACUUUCCUGACGACCAGAAGUUUGCUAUCUACAUACCUCUCUUCCUGCCCAUGUGUGUGCCAAUCCUGCUGUCACUGCUCAAAAUAAUCUCUGAUGCUAGACAGAGACGCAAAGAGAGACAAGCCAAGAAGGACUGAGAAACACUUGUGAUGAACAUGUGAAGAAAAAACAUGUUAAGAAUGAUCAUUUUGUCGAGGGACAUCACAUUUAGGUACAAAGGUUUGCAUGAAGAAAGACUCUUUACAGAAUUGGGGUGUGGAAUGUACAAAACCAGUAUGUAAUAUUAAUGAUUGGCUGCCAUGUUUGUGUGACACUGUAUACUGGGAAGCUUGAAUUGUUGAAAAUGUUUUUUAUAUUUGAAUUCCACUGUUUAUUCUAAGUUAUUAACAAAUAAAGAUUUAAGUUGUAA